GUGAUCUUUUCGGCAUCUCCAAGUUUGAAGAGCCAUGACACCACCGACAGCCGACACGCAGCACCCUCUGCGAGUUCUGGAGCACAAGGUACCGUUCCGCAACUUAGUUGUGGGGCUCUUUCUGUUGUACGCCGUCUCUUUCGCCAUUACGUGGUCCCGAGUGUGGUGGAACACUGCCGUGGGCAUAGCUGUCGCAGCUUUUGGACUUCUCUGGUUGGCAUACCCCACGGUCAAGGGCGGCAUCUUCCUCGAGCUGUACUACUAUUGUUCGUUUGGCACUAUUCUCCUCCACGUUUUCACAGCGGGUUUCCUCGGCUACGACCUGGUAGUGUCCGACCUCCACGCUGCGCUGGGGCGAUCGGAGGACCCCCGAUCGCUGUGGGGAGUCAGCACAGCGCUCAUUCUUGUCGUGUCUGCCCAGGCCGUCCAUUCGGUACCGUCCGCGUUUGGCAUCCCUGGCACUUUUUGAGUCCGUAGGGAAUGGCUGUGAACGCAUGCUACAGCCUCCGCAUGGAGUUGCUGCGCAAUGAACUCGUGUCUACUGUAUAUCCUGCCUACACUGAGCUCACUGCAGUUUAAGACCGCUAGCAAAUUGUGGUGCAUCGAAUUGAUUUAACAUACUGCAUUUCUGCUUAAGAAAUCGUGUUGCCGUAGUCUCUGUCGAUCGAACCUGCCACAUCGACUACGGGGGCCACUACGUCGCUCUCCAAGACAUCGUCAUCGUCGUCAUCGUCAUC
This is a messenger RNA of Aphanomyces invadans, 737 nucleotides long. RefSeq lists its product as hypothetical. The record is from RefSeq and is a predicted model, not a curated record. NCBI's taxonomy places the organism in Eukaryota, Oomycota, Saprolegniomycetes, Saprolegniales, Verrucalvaceae. The transcript is spliced from 2 exons. Bases 35 to 469 code for a protein of 144 amino acids.